Loxodonta africana (African savanna elephant) is the source of this 383-nucleotide messenger RNA. RefSeq names its product NADH:ubiquinone oxidoreductase subunit B1 (gene NDUFB1). Gene Ontology annotation, cellular component: mitochondrion. The coding region runs from base 127 to 303 and encodes 58 amino acids. NCBI's taxonomy places the organism in Eukaryota, Metazoa, Chordata, Mammalia, Proboscidea, Elephantidae. The record is from RefSeq and is a predicted model, not a curated record. The transcript is spliced from 3 exons.
GCUACCCCCUCUCUUCCGUGCGGAAGCGGGAAAUGGUAGAGCCCGACGUUGCAGCUUCCGCCGGCGCAGGCUGCUGAGCUCGCGGCUGCCCUUGGUCUUGGGAUCGUUGUUGGUACCGCAGUAAUCAUGGUGAAUUUAAUUCAGAUGGUGCGUGAGCACUGGGUUCAUACACUUGUCCCUAUGGGAUUUGUCUUCGGAUAUUAUCUGGACAGACGGAAUGAUGAGAGACUAACCGCCUUCCGGAACAAGAGUAUGUUAUUUAAAAGGGAAUUGAAACCCAAUGAAGAAGUUACCUGGAAGUAAAAGCUGUGGCUGAAUUACAAAAUGUAAAUGAUAUUUUAAAUAUUAUGAGAAAAAUAAAAACAUGUUUAUUAUUUGAAGAA